AUGGACCCCGUGACAGCCGUGGCACUCGCAGGCAACUUGCUACAAUUUACCCAAUUCGUUGUGGGCCUUUUCAAUGACGCCCGAAAACUACAUGCAUCCGCCACAGGGACCAGUAGCAACAAUAACCACAUUCAAGAUGUUUGCGGGAUGCUCAUCGACUUCGAUGGGAAUUUUCAGCAACCCCAGUCGGUUUCGUCGACGAACACCAGCAAAGCUAUAUCCAGACAUGGAAAACAGCUUGCCGACUUCGCAAACACCUGCAAACAGGACUGCGAAGUCCUUCUUGGAAAGAUGAACAAGCUGAAGGUCAUUGGGGCAAAGGGCCCGAAGCACUGGAGCAGCUUUCGAGCUGCCCUUUCCGAAGUCUGGCAAUCGAGCGAAAUUGAGGAAUACAGGACGCGAAUUGCCGAUCGCCAACGCGCGAUGACUCUCUUGCUGUGCGCAGCAUCAAACGAAAGCAUAUCGGCUCUCCAAGAUGAUGUUCAACGUCUUGGUAGAGGGAUCUGGACGCUUCACAGCGAUUCUAGAUUGGGCGCCAUGAUCGAAGAAAUUAGGAAGCUCGGAAACUACAUUCGGCAGCAGGACCCGAAGACAACUAUACCGGUAGAUAUCGACACAAUCUGCUCAAGCGUCUCAAAGAUGUCGCUUGAAACCCGAGUCUUCGAGAGGGAAGCCCAAGUGCUAGCCAAGCUCAACUAUAUGGACCGGACAAGCAGAUAUGAGAGGAUACCUGAAGCUCAUUUUACAACCUUCAAGUGGAGCUUGAGGAAAACAGAGCAGACUGGGGUCAUGUAUAGCAAGCUGCGACAUUGGCUCAGGGGUAAAGACACACUCUUUUGGGUCUCUGGAAAGCCCGGGUCAGGAAAGUCGACCUUUAUGAAACACAUCGCGGACAACAAAGAUACGAGGGAGUGCCUGAAGACGUGGGCCGGAACGCGGAAGCUCCUUGUCGUCAGCCACUACUUUACGAUAUACGGCACGCCGAUUCAACGGUCACUAGAAGGCCUUUUGCGAUCUCUCCUAUUCGGUGUAUUAGUAAGGAAGCCGGCGCUCAUUUCAAAGAUUAUACCAGACGGCUGGGGGACGUCCUCGGCAGCACCACGUCAAUCUGAGUUCGAAAACUUUCUCAGACUCCUUGGGGUUCAUCUCGAUGAGCUAUCAUGCAAGAUCAUCUUCUUUAUAGACGGCUUGGAUGAAUUCGAAGGCGACCACAUCGAUGUCUGCGAAACGCUCAAAGAACUAUCUCGAAGCCCUUCUAUAAAGAUGUGCGUCUCGAGCAGACCGUGGAACGUCUUCGAAGACGCACUCGGGGAAAAUUCGGACUCGAAGCUCUAUAUGCAUGAGCUUACCUACAACGACAUUCUUGACUAUACGGCAAACCGUCUCCAAGCGCAUCCUAGGUGGAAGGUUCUUCUGGAAGAGUUCAGUUUCGUUUCAUCAAUGUCCCUCAUCGAGGAGGUUGCAUUCAAGUCCAAGGGUGUCUUUCUCUGGGUCACGCUCGUAGUCCGGCUGCUACGAGAGGGCCUUACAAACGACGACAGCCUAUCAGAUCUACAGAGACGCUUGGAAACCUUUCCAGAGGAUCUUCAAGAGUUUUUCAGGCAUAUAAUAAAAAGUGUGGACCCAUUCUAUAACGAGAAGAUGGCCGGGACGCUGUCGCUCGCGCUUCAAGCACAGGGACCUCUGCGCAUAGAGAUCUUCUCCCUCCAUGAUUUCGAGUACGGCAACGAGAACUACGCAUUUAAAGACAUCGCACAUACAAAGCUCAUGCCCACAGAUCCCGAGGUUCUCGAGAAGAUCUACCGCUCAGUUUCACGACGUAUCAACGGGCGUUGUAAAGGCCUUUUGGAACGCAACGGCGACCGCAUGGAGUUUCUUCACAGAACCGUCUACGACUUUCUCCGCACUGGCGAAAUGGAUGAUUUCCUGAGAGAACACACGAAGAAUAGCCAUUGCUUUAGUCUAUCGCUAUUCAAGGCAUUUGUGGCGUGGAUAAAAACAUCCACCUUUGCUAGCGAAACUUCUUCGCCGUCCAAAAAUCCCACAUCAGAAGUUGCGGGUUUUAUUCCGAGGCUGAAACAAGGUCUUUCAUACGCGCGUCUUGCUACAAUGCAAGGCGAAAGCUCGGAAGCACUUACGGCAGCGCUUUUAGAUAAUCUGGAAAACAGCUUGCCUCGGAUGCUUUCGCGGGGACAAGUCAAAUUGACCGACCCCUCUUUUGCAACUACGAUCUUUCGCCAUUGUGUUUUAGAAGCUGGAAUCCUGGGUUAUAUCCGAAGGAAGCUUUCAGUAAGCCACGAAUACCUUAUGGGCACCUACGCGAGCCGAGUCCAGUCUCCCCUUUAUCCGAUACUCGACCCGUGUCACACUUUGGCCAAUACAGACCAGUGUUGGAUCCUCAAGAAGCUGUUGGAGAGCGGCUAUGACCCUAACAGCCAUAUUAUGGGACUCAAGGCAAAAUAUCACUUUCAAAGUCCUUGGGAAUUUUUGUUUUGUCGUCGUAGGGAAAAGGUUAACCCCACCGUUGAGCCGGAUACGCAAUGGUGGCAGAAGGAUGAUGACUUGCUCGCCUUGGCAGAAAAUCGCAUUCUACUUACGCUGCUCGAACACGGAGCGAAUCCAGUCGCAACGGCCAUCGAGUUCGACGAGAAUGAAAGAUUGGAGAUGCCGAUUUGGCUCAGGUUCUUUAUCACGAUACGCCGUGUGCACCUGCUCAAACAACCAACAGUGUACGAGGAGACUCUAUUUGCAAUGCUGAAUGAUUUAGAGACGCUCGAAAAUAUCACUGUGGCCAGAGAGUCGCACUCAAAAACCCUCGGAGGAAUCAUGAGGCAAGAGAAGGUCAACUUUUGGGACGUGUGCCAGUCUUGGGCCAAGUUCUUACUGCCUACAACGACAGGUUCUUGCGGCGAUGAGUUCCUUACAAGAGUUUUUGCACGCGUCUUGGCUAAGAUCCCCGCUGUACAUGAGUCGUUUAGAAAGGCUGAAGCCUGGUGCAAGACGGUAUUAUCAGCCAAUGCUGCUGACGAGCUUGAAGCCAUGGUUCUUGGAUAA
Colletotrichum paranaense is the source of this 3054-nucleotide messenger RNA. RefSeq lists its product as uncharacterized. The coding region runs from base 1 to 3054 and encodes 1017 amino acids. NCBI's taxonomy places the organism in Eukaryota, Fungi, Ascomycota, Sordariomycetes, Glomerellales, Glomerellaceae. The transcript is spliced from 3 exons. The record is from RefSeq and is a predicted model, not a curated record.